This is a messenger RNA of Melanaphis sacchari, 1191 nucleotides long. RefSeq lists its product as uncharacterized. The coding region runs from base 249 to 845 and encodes 198 amino acids. The transcript has 3 exons. The record is from RefSeq and is a predicted model, not a curated record. Lineage: Eukaryota; Metazoa; Arthropoda; Insecta; Hemiptera; Aphididae.
CCAAACACAUCAUUCUCAGGUUUUUCUCUGUAUAUUAUAUUUAAUGGCAGGGAGCUGAUGUUAGUCACUGCAGUAGUAGAGAUGGAGAAAUUCAAAUAUCACACGCGGGUCAAAAAUUACAACAAGGUGAAACUUUAACUUUUUCUUCUCCGGAGUUCUGGGUACACGUCAUAUACACCAUAGUCCUUAGUAAAUCGAUUUCUACGUAUUCGAUCACACGCGGUUGUAGACACCAUUCACUCGUCAGCAUGUUCAAAGCCCGCCUGAUUGUUUUUUGCACGGCCCUCGUAAUUAUUUUUCCAGUCCACGUGUUUGCUGAUAAAGAGAAAAAUAUUUUUUUUACUAAUUUUUCACCAGAAUCAAGAGAGAUUACGUAUCCGUGCAAAUGUCAAGAAAGCAAAUGCAGCUGUUGUAGCGGAAACAUACUUCAAAACUUUAACCUUAACAUACGACAACGAUUGUGCACUAACAUAACAUACAACGCCGAUGACUUCGAAUUUAACGUCCGCAUAUUAUUCAAUGAUUAUACGGUGUACAAUAGAGAUAUAUCAGGUAGAAAUCCACGACCCAUAUGCGUACCGAUUUUUCCACCCGCCUGGACCAGGAGUAGGGUGUGUUUGAAAUUCAGCAAUGUGUACUUCGUGGGCCGCAACGUUCAUGUGUGUUUGAGCAUGGAAGCACAAACCGAGAAAAAACCUGUGUUUAAUGUAGACUUCAACUGCGUCCGGAUGGGCACCCAGGGCGUAGCGUUGCUAAAACCAGAAGAUGGUGGUGGUCUAGUGCCACCAAUACCUCAAGAUCCAGCUGAUGCUCAAGCUGGAGGAACGACGACGGAGUCUGCGUGAUGGCUGAUCCAACUAAAAAAUAAAACUAAGCCACCUCACACAUAAGUUUUUCAAAAACUUGAUUUGGAUAGUUAAAUACAAUAAUAUACAAUAUGAUUCACUAAGCAUGCGCUCUCCCAAGUUUUUAAUUAAUAAUGAAUAAUUUAAAGUUCGAAAUUUUGGAAUGUUUAACUAUGUUUUCAAAUUAUUGAGAUUUUUUUAUAAUAUUUAAAAAGUGUUCUAUGGCGUUACAAACUUCUAUGUUUUAAUUGAAAACCUCCAUUUUUCUUCUGUAAGCUAUGUAGUGGAUAACAAUUGUUAUAAAAAUAUUGAAGAAUAUAAUUCAAAAUUCAACCAAACAGUUUUU